GAAGACUUCAUUGUUCCCGAGGGACCCGAAGAGGCUCAACCCUUGAAGGAAGAAGAAGAGCUGUCAGUGAAAGCUAUUGACUUGUGUGUGUUGCGACGGAGCAACAGAGUCCCCGGAUGUGUUUGGAAAGUGUGCGAGUCUGGUUUUGUGUUGAGUGAGCUGAACUGCGCUGCGCUUUCUCAUCAGGCUGCUGUUGCGGUUUAUCUGGAUUGCCAAUUCAUGGGCAUUGCUGUGGUUCAUCUGGAUUACGAAUUCUUGAUAAAAAAAAUUAUCCAGACUGAAGAAACCCGGCUACACCUUCAAAUCCAGCUGAAUUUUUGCUGCGGAUUCGUCGAAAUGGUCAAGACUAAUAAUUUCGAUGACGACGGGAACCUUGAUGUUCGAAAUGUGCUCCCAACUACCUCGAAACGUGUGUUCCUUCUGAAAUUCAGAUCCACGAAAAUACCUGAUUUCGAAAAAAUUAAUUCGCAGGAAAAUCAAGAAGUAUUUAUCGAAAUAUUUCGUCGAUUUCUGGAGAAGCCCGCGAAGAUUCCCCAGAGGAAGGAAAGUGCGGAUCCUCGGGUGGGCAUGGAAGCACCAGGUAACAACCAGAUGCCAAUCCAGUGUAGAUCUGGUUGCGGGUUCUUUGGGACUACAGCUACAGACGGCUACUGCUCCAAGUGCUACAAGGACUACUUGAAGCGGCAUCAGGCGCCGCCGUCUGCGAAUCCUUCAACCGCCUCCUCGUCGUCCGUGUCUUCCGGGUUCUCGACCGAGUCCAGGAUGGAAUCGCCCGUGAUUCCUCAGGGCUCUCCUACAAGUAUGCAGAAGGAAGACGACACGAAGGGGCAUUCGGAAGAAGUUGCCAGUGCAGCAGCAGUAGCCUGUGCAGACAUAAUCGAUGAGGACAUUGCCAACCGUGCUGCAGAAGCUACCUCUAGU
Notodromas monacha is the source of this 921-nucleotide messenger RNA. The record is from the annotation of a GenBank genome assembly. Lineage: Eukaryota; Metazoa; Arthropoda; Ostracoda; Podocopida; Cyprididae.